CAUCGCCUCGCUCAAUCCUAGCUGUCUUCCCGUACUGCGCUCUUGCUCCUCACUUUCUCUUACUCUCAUCAAUUAUCACUCCCCUCACCCACGGCCCACGCCCACGGGGCCACGUGCAGCCAUGGUUGGCCCCGAGAUGCUCGUGGCCGCGGCGGUGAACCAGGUCGCCCGGAAGAUCAACGAGGUCAUCGGCGUGGCGCAGGGCGAGGUGAAGCUGUGCUGCAGCUUCAGCGACGACCUCGAGAGCAUCAAGGACACCAUGGUGUACCUGGAAGGCCUGCUAAAGAACGCGGAGAACAACUCCUUUGGGAGCGAGAGGGCGAACCUUCGGCACUGGCUCGGCCAGAUCAAGUGCCUGGCUUACGACAUCGAAGACAUCGUUGAUGGAUACUACUCGUCCAAGGAGCAAUAUGAGGGAAGCAGCUACGCUCAGAAGGGAUCGAUGCUCUGCUCUUUAUCCAAUCCGAUGCUUUCAAAAGUCGGCAUGGUUUAUAAGAUGAAAUCCAAGAGGGAGUUGUUACAGACAAGACAACAUUUACCUACCCAAUAUCAUUUCAUCUCACAUAUUAACUCAGUGGUAAAUUUUGAUGAGAAGCAGACAACAUCAUACAGAAAUAAUGAUAUCCAAAUUGUUGGGAGGGAGCAAGAAUUGGGACGUAUUAUGAGCAUGUUAAUGCAGAUAAAUGUGAAAGAGCUUACCAUUAUUUCCAUAGUUGGACCAGUGGGUCUUGGGAAGACAAGCCUUGCCCAACUUAUUUUCAAUGAUACAAGAGCAGAGACAUUUAGAUUCAGGAUAUGGGUUCAUGUUUCCAUGGGCAAUAUCAACCUUGAAAGAAUUGGGAGAGAUAUAGUUUUGCAAACUACAGAAAGGAUUGAGGGAAGCAUGCAGAUGCAAUCAAUCAAGAAUGCUGUUCAAGACAUACUUAAUCGGUAUAGCUGCUUAAUAGUGUUGGAUAGCUUGUGGGGCAAAGAUGAAGAAGUGAAUGAGCUCAAGCAGAUGUUGCUUACAGGUAGAAAGACAGAAAGCAAGAUCAUAGUGACCACUCACAGCAGUAAAGUAGCUGAGCUGAUAUCCACUGUGCCACCAUACAAAUUGUCUGUCUUGUCAGAAGAUGAUUGUUCAAGUAUAUUAUCUCAAAGGGCAAUGACAGGUCAUAGUGACCCACUUUUCAGGGAAUAUGGAGAAGAAAUUGUUAGGAGAUGUAAAGGCAUACCAUUGGUAGCCAACUUUCUUGGAUCUGUGGUGAAUGCUCAAAGACAUAGGCGUGAGAUAUGGAAAGCUGCAAAGGAUAAUGACAUGUGGAAGAUAGAGGAAGACUACCCCGAAAACAAAAUUUUGCCAGUAUUUCCAUCAUUCAAGAUAAUAUACUACAAUAUGCCCCAUGAGCUAAGGUUAUGCUUUGUAUAUUGUUCAAUCUUCCCUAAAGGAUAUGUCAUUGAUAAGAAAAAGCUUAUUCAGCAAUGGAUUGCACUUGACAUGAUUGAAUCCAAACAUGGAACAUUGCCGCUUGAUGUUACUGCUGAGAAAUACAUUGAAGAACUUAAAGAUAUUUAUUUCCUUCAAAUUAAUGGAGGAAUUUCCAAUAAUUCUGAUGAAAUGCUCUGCAUGGAUAAUUUGGCACAUGAUCUUGCUAGGUCAGUUUCUGGUGAAGAUAUCCUUGUGAUCUUAGAUGCCAAGAAUGAACGCUGCAAUAGAAAUUAUGAUUACCGUUAUGCACAAGUGUGCGCUUCUAGCUUGCAAUCAAUAGGUAGCAAGGCUUGGCCUUCCAAGGCAAGGUCUCUAAUUUUCAAGACAAGCGGUGCAGAAUUGCAGCAUGUCAGUGAAGUUCUUUCAGUGAACAAAUAUUUGCGUGUUUUGGAUCUCAGUGGAUGUUCUGUUAAGGAGUUACCUGCUCCCGUUUUUCAGCUGAAACAGCUGAGAUACCUUGACGCUUCAACUUUGCCCAUUACAGAUCUGCCUCCCCAAAUUAGUGGCUUUCAUAAGCUGCAGACAUUGGAUCUGUCAGAAACUGAAUUAACAGAGCUACCAGCCUUCAUUGGUAACUUAAAGACGCUGAAGUAUUUGAAUCUCCAUGGUUGCCAGAAACUUCAGCAAUUGAAUAACCUAGAUCUGCUGCACGAGUUACAAUAUUUAAAUUUAUCAUGCUGCCCUGAAGUUAGAAGGUUUCCUGCAUCUUUGGAAAGUCUCAGGAAACUUCGUUUCUUGAACCUUUCGGAGUGUUCUAAGCUUCCAACAUUGCCUGACGAACUAUUGCAAUCAUUCUCUAGCUUUUCUUCCAUUGUGGAUUUGGACCUAAGUGGUUUUGAGUUCCGAAUGCUCCCUGACUUUUUUGGCAACAUUUGUUCACUUCAGUUCUUGAAUCUGUCAAAAUGCUCUAAACUUGAGCUACUACCCCAAUCAUUUGGUCAGCUUGCAUAUUUGAAAGGCUUGAACCUUUCGUUCUGCUCUGAUCUUAAACUCCCAGAAUCUUUCAAAUACCUUACUUCUCUUCAAUUUCUGAAUCUCUCACACUGUCCUAGUGUAGAAUAUUUGCCAUCUUCUUUUGACAGACUUAGGAAUCUGGAGUAUCUUAAUUUAUCACAAUGUGUUGGACUCAAAGCAUUACCUAAGUCACUUUCAAACCACAAAAAGCUCCAAAUUGAGGUUUUGGGGUGCCAGGAUUGUGUAGUGCAGUCCUGUUCGCUAAGCUUUGGAAGUUCGCAAUCCCAUCAAUGGUCACAGCAAGUUGAGGAAGUUGGAACAAGUAGUGCUAUUUCAGAUAUCACUCCUGAAGAGCCUGCAAACAGAGACAAGGAAGAAGGAAUAAGUGCAUCAGAUGUUGAUGAAGUUGAUUAUCCACGAAACAAUAUGAAGCAAAAAUCGACAUUUGCUUAUCAUAAUGGACAGAAAAGUGAAGAACCUGAAUUUAUUAACAAGCCAAACUCAAAUGGAGAGAUAGUACAAGUAUUCCCUGGACAACAGUUCUCAUCCUCUCCAUCUCGCCUUUCUUCCAUUGCAUCAAGUUCGAGUGCAGUGUUUGUAUCUGGCUCCUCCUCGGAUGUCUCAAUAGCCGACCAUCCAUUGUCCAAUGAUGAAACAUCAGGUUUACAUCCCGAAAAGAAAUGCAAGGAACCUCAAGUGCCGGCAGAAGAUGGCCGGAUUUCGGAACAGGAUGAUGAUGAAGCAUCUUCAUCACACAUGCCGUCGCGUCGGCAUGAAGUGGCCCCUGCCAAACGAAGCAUUGACAACCAUAUUGCUGACUGCAGUGGAGAACAUCACUUCACUGCGCAGUGCAAUGGGUCGAACCAAGGGGUUGUGUGAUGCAGCAAACCAACUGGAAGAAAUUUUCCAUGGAUGGAAGUUCAUGCGGUACUCGCAUGAAAGAAGAGAGCCGCAAGCCGUUGCUUUUGACAGAGUUAAGUUGCCUGCGGUGGAGGAGCAGAGAAAUCUCUUCUUCAGUCUCGUCGUUGGAAAAGCAUAUGCGUCCUGAGUCCUCACGGACCAUUAGCAAGAAAAAAAAAGAAUUGUGCCAGUGAGCAGCAGAGAAUUAUAUAUAUGUUAGUGAUUUUCCCUAUUCAUCGUAAUUUAUAAACUUUGCUUGCUGCUUGUACAUAAAGUACAUAUACAUAUCAUCGACGCAUCAUAUGCGGUUGUAAUUUUUUGAGUGAUGUGUCACAUACACGGCGAUCUUUGUGAUUUUGUUAGCGUUUCGUCAGGAAUCAGCAAAGCCCAUCAGACUCCACCAGCUUCGUCGGAGGAAAACGCCGUAGCCGGUGGAUGGAGAUUGGACUAGAGAGGAAAAGUGGCCGAGCUCGGCGAGAUGGCGACGGAACCUUCCUCGUCGCUUCUCGCGGCCUCCAUCUCCGCUUGGUCACUCACUCCUUGCUCCCUUCUGUCAUAGCCUCAACGGCCCUCCGGCUCCCGAGUCAAUCGCCACCUGACACACGAGCUCCAGUUCUUCCAUCUCUCCGAGGGCAUUGGCUUUCUUGAUGGGAGACGGUGGUAGGCAAGAACCCGGCGUCAGCCGCCUAGCGGAUGGCUUGCCGCAGAAGCCUGCGCUGGGGUUCAAUAGCUUUUGGCAGAUUCCUGAUAAGAUUCAGAACUCUUUCAAGGUGCAUUUUGGGCGUUUCCUGAAGAAGGAUGCUGCUAGCCACGGUAUGAAUGCUGAAAUGUCAUCAGAGAUGGGGAAAGAGUCGUGCACUGCUGCUGCUGCUGAGGUUAGCUUGGACAGGCAGCUCCAAGCUUGGAGGAACAAUCCUAGUUGGACUGACGAGCCGCCAGAAAUCAAGGUAUCCACGAUAAUUUGUUGAUGCACUUGGACACUUGUCUCUGAGCAUCAAAAGUGAUUGUUUACAUAUUCUCUCGACUCAUGUCAUCAUUGAAGAAUGAAGAUGCAUUAGAGUUGCCUGCGAUUCUGGAAAAGUUGGCCUUUUGUAUGAAAUUCCAGUGAUGGAAAAAAUGUAUGUGAUAGUAGUACUUACUAGAUUGUUCAUAUAAUUUAAGCAUUUAACAUUACAUGAUCAAAUUUAUUUACAGGUGACUGUACCAGAAGGCUCCCUUUGCAACCUCAAUCUAAGAUUCAAAGCAGGAUUACCACCGGAUGCAGUGUACAACAUCAUAAUUGACCCAGAGAACAAGAGAGUGUUCAAAAAUAUCAAGGAAGUAAUAUCAAGAAAAGUCUUGCUUGAUGAAGGGUCGAGGCAAGUAGUUGAAGCGGAGCAGGCAGCAAUCUGGAAAUUCCUCUGGUGGUCUGGCAUCUUGUCAGUUCAUGUUUUUGUUGACCAGAACAGAAAAAAUCAUACUGUUAAGUUUAAACAAGGACGAACAGGUUUUAUGAGAAAGUUUGAGGGUUGCUGGAAGAUAGAACCCAUAUUUGUUGACAAGGAAGUAUGCCUUCCUCUUCAUCCAUGUACUCUAGAAGAAUAUGAAUCCUGUACUGGUGGUAGGGGCAGAGUUGCAUCUGCCAUUACCCUGGAUCAUCUUAUCGAGCCUGCCCUUUUACCCCCGCCACCCAUCUCAUGGUAUUUGAGAGGGAUCACUUCAAGAACAACUGAGAUGCUGGUGAACGACCUGAUAGCAGAAACUGCUCGGUUGCGAGGCAUUUCAUUCAAUGCAGAUGGCAAACAAGAUGCUGAGGAAAUAGGCGGUGCGAGUGAAAGUCCUCCAGGAAGUGAGUUUGGUGACAUUAAGGAAAGGUGGCGUCAGAGAAGAAGGGGACGGCAUGGAAACUCCCUUAGAUUAACGAGUCAAAUGUUGUAAGAUAAACGCUAUGAAUGAAUGUUCAUUUCAGAACAGGUUUAGUUUAGGGCAAUAUCCUAAUGUUGUUGUAGAUGAUAUGGCGUAAGAUGGCUCUUUGUGAACAUGUACUGAGCUGGUUGUUCAACAGUAUGUAUGUCUAAUAUGAAUAGAAUUUUACUUCUGAUGAGUUCAGAAUC
Messenger RNA from Panicum virgatum (switchgrass), 5415 nucleotides. Its product is annotated as putative disease resistance protein RGA1. Bases 122 to 3301 code for a protein of 1059 amino acids. Gene Ontology annotation, biological process: defense response to fungus. NCBI's taxonomy places the organism in Eukaryota, Viridiplantae, Streptophyta, Magnoliopsida, Poales, Poaceae. The record is from RefSeq and is a predicted model, not a curated record. Gene Ontology annotation, molecular function: protein binding; ADP binding. The transcript has 10 exons.